Capsicum annuum is the source of this 2260-nucleotide messenger RNA. Its product is annotated as protein REVEILLE 1. The record is from RefSeq and is a predicted model, not a curated record. The transcript is spliced from 6 exons. Gene Ontology annotation, molecular function: DNA binding. Bases 505 to 1941 code for a protein of 478 amino acids. NCBI's taxonomy places the organism in Eukaryota, Viridiplantae, Streptophyta, Magnoliopsida, Solanales, Solanaceae.
CCAAAAAACUGAAAAAAUUAUUUUUCAUUUGCCCAUUUUUCUCUGCCUUCUUCUGCUUCUCCUUUUUCUUCAACUUCCCAAAUAUUUGUUUUGUUUUCUUCACACUUGUUUAGUUUAUCCUUCAUCUUCUUUUAGGACAACUGUCUUCUUUCUCGUUACUCUGUGUUUCGCUCUUAAGAAUUAGACAAAUCGUUGCAUAUUUAUUUAUUUCGAACUUGUUGUUUCUUUGUUUCUCUAUGAUCAGUGGCCUUUAUUCAAGAAUUUUGAUGUUUUGUUGGUGAGAAGGAUGAAGAUUCAGAUCUAUAAAGGGGAAAAUUUUGAAGUGAACAGGGUCUGAAGAGCUACAGUUCUGUGUUGGGAUUUUAGAUCGUGUGGUUUCUUGGAAUUUUUUGGAUCUUGGAGCUUAAUAUUGACUGAAUUUGAAAGUGACCGUUGAUAUUUCUGGGUUUGGGCACUGAAGAGAAUUUAUUAGCUAAACAAGGAAUACUGUUUGUUUCAGCAAAAAUGAAUAUACCAGAUCAAAGUGAGUCGGACACUACACCUCCCAGCAGAAGUAGGAUCUCACUUGCUGUGGGAGCUCGCAUUCAGCUUGAAGAGCAAGUUACUCCAGCAGAAGAAUAUGCUCCUAAGAUAAGAAAGCCAUACACCAUUUCAAAGCAAAGAGAGAGGUGGUCAGAGGAAGAACAUAAGAAGUUCCUUGAAGCUUUAAGGCUGCAUGGUAGGGCAUGGCGACGUAUAGAAGAGCACGUGGGCACCAAAACUGCAGUUCAGAUCAGAAGCCAUGCUCAGAAGUUUUUCUCAAAGGUUGUUCGUGAAUUGAAUAAUGGUGAUGCAAGCUCUGUGAAAUCCAUUGAGAUCCCUCCUCCUCGGCCUAAAAGAAAACCAAUGCACCCUUAUCCACGUAAAAUGGCAACUCCAGUUAAAAGUGGAACCCUAGCUCCAGAGAAAUUGAAGAGCUCUACUUCACCUGAUCUCUGUCUCUCUGAACCAGAGGAUCAGUCUCCUACCACUGUGUUGUCUGCCCUAGGUUCUUUUGCAUUUGGCACUGUACAUUCCAGUAAGCCAAGUGAGCACUCAUCACCUGUUUCAUCAGAUGUUGCUGAAAAUUCUGGUGAUGUUGUACUUUCUGAACCAUCCGAUAUCAUUCUUGAGGAGAGAAGAUCUUCACCCGCCCGAGGUUAUGCUAGUUCAAAUCAAGACAACCAGUCUUGCAUGAAACUAGAUUUGUUUCCGGAAGACAAUGAUUUUGUGAAAGAAGGCUUAGAUGAGGCAUCAUCCACGCAGUGUCUGAAGUUGUUUGGUAAAACUGUAUUAGUCACUGAUUCUUAUAAGCCAUCUUCAACUUGUGGCGAAAUAUUGCUGACAGAUGAGAAUGAUGAACCAGCGUCACCGACAUUGCCUCAAAGCUCCGUCCCUACGAAAUAUUUGCGCUGGGGUUCAGAAUGUCCCCGAAGUACCUUAACUAUUGGACUCCCUGCACAAUCAUAUUACAUCCCCGCACCAAAUGGAAGUUCAGGACCUAAUCAAAGUACCACUUCCCCUCUUUUGCCGUGGGGCUCAUCAUAUGUAUCUGAUAAAUUUCCUUGUGCUCAGGUGCAUAGCCCAAUUCCAAUCAAGGGAUGUCCACUCUUUAAUGAAACAGGUUUGGAUGAUAAGGAAACUCAAAAGGAAGGGUCUUCCACCGCCUCCAACGCAGAAUCAGCAGAUGUGGAGUCGAGUGGAGACACGAAUUUGGAAAUUGAAGCUCAAAGUGGUAACGGCAAUCUGGUUGUAGUGUCCGUCAGAGUCAGUGUACCCCCUCUGUUUGAGCGAAGAGCAAAUUUCACAAAGCGUGUGGAGGGUUUUGUUCCAUAUAAGAGAUGUUUGGCUGAAGGAGGCAUCAGUUCCUCAACAAUAACCGGAGAAGAAAGAGAGGAGCAACGAACCCGAUUAUGUUUGUAGUUACUUUCUCGUGCUUUGCUUUGUUUGUUUGUAAAGGUUAGCACAUCCCUUUUUGGUUCUAAUUAUAAUGUCAGUUUGCUGGGGAACUGAAAGAAGAGAAACAAGACCAUGGCUGUAAAGGCGGCUCAUCCCUCUAGCUUUUGCCGAAUGGCAGAAGCAGCCUUCCUAAUUCGGCAGAAGCAGCCUUCCUAAUUUUUCGAAAUCAAUUGUUUAAAUGUAUAUUGAUAAAUUAAGUGUGAAUUCAUCUCAUCACUUGCAGUUUUGGCAGAUGAGCUAACGCUCAAAUAACUCUACUAUUAGAUUUUGCGUUGCUCGCUUA